Rhizophagus irregularis DAOM 181602=DAOM 197198 is the source of this 3145-nucleotide messenger RNA. Lineage: Eukaryota; Fungi; Glomeromycota; Glomeromycetes; Glomerales; Glomeraceae. The record is from RefSeq and is a predicted model, not a curated record.
CGCUACUGAUAAACUUACAACAAGCCACCGAGUCUAUUUUAUCAGUCAUGAUGAGGUUUUUACAACAAUAUCAUCGAAAUGGGAAUAUCGUUCAACUGUUACGUUCUGAGUUCUUCCGACACUUUUACAAUUGACAUUUACAAGGAAGAAGACAUAAGAUAUACCAUGCUUGGUGACAAUAAAUUUAAUCUUACCGUUUUCAAGAUUGGAAAUAUCUUGAAUUUUAUCUGUAGUAGGAAUAAGGUUGAUGUUUCUGUCAUGCGCGGAGUGAAACUCUGGAAAGUUAAUGUCAAGAAAAGCGAGAUCAAAAAAAAUGUUCAUACCGAAGAAGACAUUAUCAAUAUUAAUGGGCGAGAAAUGGAACCUGAAGAACUGUUUGAAGAAUAUUUUCAAGAUGAAUUAAAUAAUAAUAAUCAAAAUUUUAAAGUGUCUAACAUUCACGUCAUCGCCAUUAUUCCCCCCACUGGUAACACUGGUGAUUUACGAAAGACUUUUCCUCAUGUCGAUGAUGUCGAUUUACCUUUUUUUCGUAAACUGGCUCAGAGUCUCGCCGUAAUUUGGGAUCGUUCACAUGACUUUUCAUUCGAAACUCCGAACAACCCAUACGUCAAGCUGAAACAGAGCCCUUCAAUUUUCAAAACACCCCUACCCUAUGGUGUUACUAAAAGGACGUGUGAUAGAAUCGAUCUUUGCCUCCCUCCUUUUGAAGUGAAUACUGAAAUGACCUAUAAGAAUCCCCUAUACCACGAACCGCAAUUUCUAGAGACCGUUAGAUUGGUGCGAAAUAAAAUUAAAAAGUAUGAACAAGAUAUUAUUGUGCUUGCCGGAGUCACAGGAGGGGGGAAAACGUCAACUACAUUUGCCAUUGCUGCAGAACUUUGGGCAGUACAUAUAGACUGUUCCAAUUUUCUUUCAGAAUAUAAUAAUCAAUUAUCUGAUCUACUCGGUGCAGUUAGAGCGAAAACUCCACCUUUCAAUGAUACCACACUCCAGGAGUGGGCACUUCGCCAGCUCGACAUAGAUUUCGUCUCACGUAUGUUAAUACUAGUCAAAAUGUAUGUAGAGCAAAAAAUCAAAACACCAAAGGAUUGGCUAUUGGCACAACUUUAUAGUUUAGAUAAGAAAAGUAUAAACCUUAUUUGCGAAAACCUGUCAGAACUGAGCACAAGAGAAUUGUCGAUACUUAUACAUUUCAUCAAUCAAUGUCUUAAAAUUGAACGGAUCCUCUUUAUCCAAGAUGAGGCGCAAUGUCUUUGCCGACCUGAAUACGGAGAAUACACUGGAAGUAAUGAAACAAACAAACCAUGGAAUUUUUUGCAGGCCUAUACUAAUCACAUGAUCGCUUUCAAAUUUGAAGUUACACACAUUAUUUCUGGCACUAAUAUGCAUAUGUCAAGCGGAAUAUCCCUAGAUACUAGUGUUGGAAAAGAACCAUCUCGAGCAGUGCAUCUUGUGUUGAAACUCCCUUAUCUCUCACCUGAUGAUGUUACCAAAGUUCUCGACACUGUAAUCAAUAUGGAAGGGGUUAGUCCUGAAACUCUUCUUUAUUUAGGAAAUAUUCUCAAAGGACGACCCCGAAACUGUGCGUCGUUUUUAAAAAUGCUAGCCUACCGAUCAGAAUUGCUAAAAGAUAAAGAUGAUGAAAUGGUUAAAACUAGUAAGAAAUGGAUCGAGAAAAUAACUAUGUCAAUGAUAAGCUAUUUGCGCAAUACCGACAGUACUUUGGCAAUCGGAGGGGUCGACCCAAGGAAGGCGAUUGUUGAUCUUGUUUGUUGCGGAAUUAUUAAUUCAACAUCGGCUGGUGCUGAAUUACUUCGACAUGGGAUUCUUCCUAUUCAGUCGCCAACUUUCAUUACCCUUAAUUCUGAAGAAAUUGACUUCACUUCGAUCAAAAUCAAUCUAGAAUUAGAGUCUUACUUUAUUACGGCCAUUGGAAAAUAUUUUAUGUUAGAUAACAAUGCAACUCUGACAGAUAUUUAUGUUAGUCACAUCUUAGAACGUCUUGGAAGCCCUCAGUCAUUUGGUAAUGAGCUUGAUGGUGCUUUUGCAUCAGCAAUUAUUGAAAAAUGCGGUCGUAACGUGCUUGAAGAACUUAAAAAGUGGACCGAUGAUCUUGAUCCACAUUUCAAGUUUCCAGAAUGGAUCACGCCUGGAAUGCAGUUUGUAACGGAAACAAAUCUAUCAAAAGCUGUUCCACUGGAUGUUUAUGUUAAAGACAUAUACCAAACAACCAAGUACCAUACUCAUGCUAUCCAACCGCCGCAAAAUGCAGGUUCUGAUCUUGUACUCUGUCUUGUAGAUAAAUCAAAUGAAUCAAAUAACGUGGUAUUGUUAUCGUUGAGUUCCGCUAUCUACGAUGAAAAUGUUACAUCAAGCAAGUACAUGGAAGAAAAAAAAGAAGAAAAAAAAGAAAAGAAAAACAAGAAGAGGUCCAAUAAUGAAAAAAAAUCUAGACCCCAGAAUAAGAAAAUGAAGCUAAAUGAUCAAAACGAUGGAGAGGAGGGAUGUAAACCUCAGAAAAGGGUUAUCGUUGUUGAUGAUAAUGAUGAUGAUGAUGAUUCAGAUCAGAAUGAUUUGAAUUACGAUUUAGAUUAUGAUAAAACUCUCAAGGGUUAUAAAGAAUCCAAAACCGCUAAUGUGACUUAUAACAGAAAAUGCAUUCACAUUUUAGUUGAGUUACCACACAGAGCUUUAUCAAAAAGGCCAAAUAUCUUUCGAUAUGACAAAAAAGGUAAUCUCAUAGUCAUUGUUGAUAACCGUAACGUAAAACAAGCGAGAAGUACAAAAUCUGAUUGAUACUGGUACGAUUGAUACAUAAUUUUUUGUGCGAGUCAAAUAAAGUUUCCACAUAAAGUUCUAUUUUACAGCUAGUAUGUGCAUAAAAAAUAAAAAUAUUACAUAUACCGAUUCUUGGUAGUUUUCAGUGAUGAUGCUGUAUGUAUGUAAAAAGAAAAAAUAUGAAAGUAGGGAAAUCAUCGUAAUGGGGGACCAAUUUAGAUUGGAAACAACAAAAUCAAAUAAUUUUUCUUAAUAUAUUAUGCUACAAUGAAAGAAAUUAUAUACAAGUAAUAUAAGUAAUACGCACUUUAAUUUUUUUAUUUGUCAAAUAAAAUAAAUACACGUGAUACAUGAUUAUUUUAUGCUA